GAUUAAUCGAUAUACAAUUUGCUUGCUUUUUGCUCGGAAAUCGAGCUAGAUUCACGAAUUAGAGGUGAAAGAUAUGAUGGAUGGAUCCCGCAUGAGCUUGAAGGAUCUGACCAUCGACUGCCUGCUCCGCAUAUUCGACUAUUGCUCGGAGGGGGACCUACUGUCCCUGUGCCGGGCGGACCAGGCUCUGGAGUAUAUUAUUGAAGCCUACUACUUCUACCCACUGGCCUACGAUUUGCUGCUCUGUGGCCACCGGAAUAAUCCAAGGAUCGAAAAGAGAAACCGAAGACGCCUGACAAACUAUGAACGCAUCGAAGUGUCAAGGAACUGGGUUAGUGGCACCUAUUUCGAACGACCCUACUUCCACCAUGCCCAGAUGUUCCCCACCAAACUGUGCCUGGAGGCCGACUUUCUGUACAUCACACAUGCCUGCUAUCUGCGCAAGUACCGACGGGCCAGCUGUGAUGCACUGCAUCGUCGCUUCGACGAGGAGAUCUAUACGUCCGCACAGACCGACAUCUCCGAUUUCGUCAAAAAGAAUGAAACCAUAUUCGCGGGACGGGUUUGUGGAUCGUGCUUCCACUACGAUACCGAUAGCAUGGUGAUGACGGAGCAGAGGAUGCAUCCGGCCAACGAGUACUUGUACUGCGUAGACUUUGUCAAGGAUCUGUACGCAACCAGCACAGAUCACUGCUGCAGACUGUGGCAGCGUGCGGAGGAGUUUGGAAUGACGCAUUUUGAUCAGGUGAUGAAUCUGCCGCACGCCUUUAGGUCUCUGGAACUGAGUUCGGAUGGCCAGUGGCUGUAUGGGGGACUCUACACUGACGACGGUCGCCAGGCCCUGAGGGCAGUCCAUGUUGAAAGUGGCGAGGAAUUGGUGUUCAGUUCCAAAACAAUGUCAAUUUACGACCUGAAAUUGAAAGAUGACCAGGUCAUUUUCACUGCCAACUUCGACAGCACGUUUCGGAUGUUUGACCGACGCGUGGAUCGCGAUGUAGCCAUUUGGGAUGAUCCGUUCGACUCCUCCUUCUACUCCUUGGAGUACGAUGGUCUGCAUGCGGUGCUGGCCGGCACCAACAGACAUGCACGGGUCAACCUUUACGAUAUAAGAAUGAAGAAAUACGUACAAUUGUACUUUCCGGGAAGGACGCGGAAUCAUAAUGGCUUGUCGCCAGUGUACAGCCUAGCCUGUGAUAGCCAAUAUAUGUUCGUGGCCACCGAUCACAAUCUCCGCGUCUUUGACUUUAAAGCAAGCUGUGGACUUCGGAGAGACUACAGCAAUAUUGUGUACAAACGUAGUGAUAAUUAAUCACAUUGGAUUACCCAUAUUAAAAAUAUGCCAAAUGUUAUACAUUCAUUAUUUUGAAGAAACCAAAUUCGCCGUACAAAUAUACAUUCAAGAUGUCUGGUGAUUUCCCGUAAAGCCUACCAUUAGUUCUCAUCAGAACAACUCGUGUUUAGUUUAUUACGGAAUUUGUUUAGAAUAACACGAACCUUAACAAUAAUUGUAUAAGUUGGCAAAGGUAAAGAGAAGGCUUUUGAUAAUAAAAUUAAUUUGAUACAAGAA
Molecule: messenger RNA, 1567 nt
Organism: Drosophila simulans
Lineage: Eukaryota; Metazoa; Arthropoda; Insecta; Diptera; Drosophilidae
Product: F-box/WD repeat-containing protein 4
Exons: 3
Coding region: 74-1309 (411 amino acids)
Biological process (GO): SCF-dependent proteasomal ubiquitin-dependent protein catabolic process
Cellular component (GO): SCF ubiquitin ligase complex
Molecular function (GO): protein binding
Source: RefSeq, a predicted model, not a curated record